AUGACUUCCCUAUGUAUAUUAGGCUGUGGCAACCUCGGGGCUGCCAUCCUGGAAUGUUUACUUAAGGCAGCCAAGGCAGAUGCUCCUUCGACCUCAAUCAACAGAUUCACUGCCUGUGUACGCAGUGAAAGGUCCCGGCUGCGGUUGUCCGAGCGAUUUGGUACCUACAAGGGCCCAUUAGAAAUUCUGAGCGGCGGCAGCAAUGUCGCAGCCGUGAAGUCCUCGGACUAUGUCGUGCUGGCGGUUGACCCUGCGGAUGUCGAAAACACCAUUAGGCAGCCAGGUCUGGCCGAUGCUCUUGCAGGCAAGCUGUUAAUCAGUGUGAUUGCUGGAUGGACGAGAGACAAAAUUGAGACUGCCCUUACUGCGCAUUCUAGCGAUAGCUCCUCUAAGUUUUGGGUUGUUCGCACUCUGCCCAAUAUUGCUGCUACAGUUGCUCAAUCUAUCACCGCAAUCGAAACACCAAGCCCAGGGCUCCCAAGCAAGUAUUUGGAAGUCACGGACGAGGUUUUCAGCUGCAUCGGCAAGACAAUACACUUGGACCCCAGCCGUAUUGAUGCUUUCACGGCAGUCGGCGGAUCCACUCCCGCCUUUUUUGCGGUGAUUGCCGACGCCUUGGUUGAUGCUGCUGUUGCUACAGGUGUGCCAAGGGGCGAUGCGAAUGCGAUCAUUGCGCAAUCCAUGCUGGGUUCUGCGAUCCUCCUACAGAACGGACUACGACCCGCCGACCUUCGGGACCAGGGUACCUCCCCUGGCGGAUGCACGAUUGCUGGUCUCAUGGUUCUCGAAGAGACAGGGGUCCGCGGCGGUCUAAGUCGUGGUCUUCGUGAGGCUGUGACGGUCGCGAGAUUGAUGGGAUCAGGGCGAGAAAACCUCAACGACACACGGUCGUAA
Molecule: messenger RNA, 894 nt
Organism: Neoarthrinium moseri
Lineage: Eukaryota; Fungi; Ascomycota; Sordariomycetes; Amphisphaeriales; Apiosporaceae
Exons: 2
Coding region: 1-894 (297 amino acids)
Biological process (GO): L-proline biosynthetic process
Molecular function (GO): pyrroline-5-carboxylate reductase activity
Source: RefSeq, a predicted model, not a curated record